Messenger RNA from Lotus japonicus, 1428 nucleotides. RefSeq lists its product as uncharacterized. NCBI's taxonomy places the organism in Eukaryota, Viridiplantae, Streptophyta, Magnoliopsida, Fabales, Fabaceae. The transcript has a single exon. Gene Ontology annotation, biological process: defense response. Bases 1 to 1428 code for a protein of 475 amino acids. The record is from RefSeq and is a predicted model, not a curated record.
AUGUCUAACAUUUUGGCAUGUUACCAACUCAUAGAACUCAAUGUCAUAUCUGCACAAGACUUGGCUCCCGUUGGUCGAUCCAUGCGAACUUAUGCAGUCGCAUGGAUCGAUCCAGAUCGCAAGCUUUCCACCCGAGUUGAUUCUGGUGGUGGUACCGACCCGACUUGGAAUGAUAAGUUUGUCUUUCGAGUCGACGAAGAUUUCUUGUAUGAUGAUGCAUCAACAAUAACAAUUGACAUCUAUGCUCUUCAUUGGUUCCGAGACAUCCUUGUCGGCACGGCCCAUGUCCUCGCUGAUGACCUCAUCCCACCACAACCAUCUAAGCCUUUCCACAACAAAACCAAAUCUGCUGGUAUGCGGUUUGUAGGGCUCCAAGUCCAUAGGCCCUCGGGUCGCCCUAAAGGGGUUUUAAACGUUGGUGUGGCGGUCCUUGAUAGCUCCAUGCGGAGCAUGCCACUCUACACACAUAACAACAUCCCAGCCAUUGGAUAUCACCAUGAUCAUGAUCAUGAUCAUGAUCAUCAUAAUCAACCAAGUCAUCAAGUCAUGCCGGAGCUUCGGCGCACCAAGAGCGACACUAGCUCAAUGAUCGGCUCAGAAGCCAUGGCUCACGAGAAGCUAGCCAAGGCUAAAAAGGGAAAAUCAAGUUCCGUAGUUACGCCAUCUGAAGCAAGCACAAAGAGCAAGAAAAAGAGUAACUCCACAUUGAGCGGCUCAUAUGUGAAGGAAAGCCCAAAGAAAAAGGGUCAUAAAAUGGGCAAAACAAAGAAAAACGUGUUAGCGGUAGACGGCUCACCAAGCCACUUCAAGGCCACGCCACGAGCCGCAACACCAAAGAUAAAUGUUGGUUAUGAAGUUAAGUCAUCGCCUAGGAGGGAGUAUCAAAAUACUCCAACCGUAACGAGGGCUUAUAAUAAUACUCAUAAAGGUGGAGUGCGUGCCACUCCAUUGCAUGCAUUCGCAAUGACGAAUGCAGCAAUGGCAAUGGAGUAUGGCACUCCAUACAGAUCAAACAUGGUUCAUCGACCUAUCAUGACGGACUCAGAGCUGGGUCCGUCAGCUUCAGAGGUAGCUGCGGCGGUGGCAAGACAACCAAUGGUGGAAGAGGGGGAGAAUUCUACAAUAGGAGGGUGGAGCUUGGAAGAAAGUGAAGAGGGGCUACAACCUAAAAUUGAGAGGUGGCGGACGGAGCUGCCGCCGGUGUAUGAUGGUGGUGAGAAUUCUUCCUUGCCAGUGUCUAGCAAGAAAGAGAAGCACUCACGCAGGCACACAGAUGGUGGCAGUAGUGGCAAGGGUGGUGGUAGGAAUGGCUUGUUCUCUUGCUUUAGUGUUAUAUGUGGUGUUGAAUGCUCCAUUGUAUGCGGAGGUGAUAAAAAGAAGAAUCGUCGUCGUAGAACCCAGUCAGUGGACAAUUCGAGCUUUCUAUGA